Molecule: messenger RNA, 3807 nt
Organism: Penicillium pulvis
Lineage: Eukaryota; Fungi; Ascomycota; Eurotiomycetes; Eurotiales; Aspergillaceae
Product: putative ABC efflux transporter
Exons: 3
Coding region: 1-3807 (1268 amino acids)
Cellular component (GO): membrane
Molecular function (GO): ATP binding; ABC-type transporter activity; ATP hydrolysis activity
Source: RefSeq, a predicted model, not a curated record
AUGGAGAAAGAUGAGAUAAUCACCGACGCCAACGUCCAGAAAGAAGGCUUAGUCCGAGAUGAAGUUCUUCAAGAUGCGGGUCAUAACCUGUGCCUUCGUGCAGUGAGCCCAGUGCAUGUCAGCGUGAGCAAACUUUCAAUUGACCUUGACACGACGCCGCCACUAUGGAAGACCUCACCUUCCAGACUGAGGGAUCGCAUCCGCGGUCAACAAAAUGAAGCCACCUCGAAACGGGUUUUAGAUGGAGUCAGUGCGGAGAUGCCAAGCGGUAGCUUGACAGCUAUCAUCGGCAGCAGUGGCUCGGGGAAAACCUCUCUCCUCAAUCUCAUGGCUAGCCGCAUGUCUACUUGCAAGAUGAAGGUGUCGGGAUCGACUACCUUCAAUGGAAACGCCGACAUUGACAGCAUUCGCAGUGCCUACAUCAUGCAGGAGGAUAUCCUUAUCCCCACAUUGACCGUCCGCGAAACGUUACGCUACUCGGCUGAUCUCCGCUUACCGCCACCGACAACCCAGGAAGAACGAAAUGCUAUCGUGGAGCAGAUCAUUCUGGAACUGGGACUCAAGGAGUGUGCUGAGACAAGCAUUGGGACGACUGCGCAUAAGGGCUGCAGCGGUGGGGAAAAGCGACGAACAAGUAUCGGGGUGCAGCUGUUGGCCAACCCAUCUGUGUUAUUCUGUGAUGAGCCGACCACCGGAUUGGAUGCAACCAGUGCAUUCCAGAUCAUACGUACACUGAAGCGACUCGCACAGGACGGGAGAACCAUCCUGGUCUCCAUCCAUUCGCCCCGAUCUGAGAUCUGGAGCCUUUUCGACAAUGUGAUCCUACUGGCUCGAGGAUCUGCUCUAUACAGUGGCCCCGCGAGCGAAUCACUACCUCACUUUGAACAAUGUGGUCAUAUUAUUCCACCCUUCGUGAACCCCGCAGAAUUCUUAAUCGACUUGGCUGCAAUUGAUAACCGAACUGAAGCCUCAGAAGCCGCAUCAUACAUUCGUGUUGAUUGUCUUCGCGAAGUAUGGCAGAAGCUGCCAGAAAAAGGCCUGCCUCACCAGGAAAAAAAGCAGGGAGCUGUGGCAUGUCUCGGUUCUGUGGACUCUGGAGCAAUGAAGAAGGUGCCAUUCAGCCAACAACUACGCGUCUUGACCUCCCGCACCUUCAUAACCACCAUUCGAGACCCACUUGGUGUUGCCGGUAGUUUACUUGAAGCCAUUAGCAUGGGUGUCGUCAAUGGUUGGAUCUUCUUGCAGCUUGAUGGGAGCCUGGCCGGGAUUCGUUCACGAGAAGGUAGCCUGUAUACGGCUUGCAGUCUAAAUGGUUAUCUCAUACUACUAUAUGAGAUCUAUCGACUAACGAUUGAUAUUCGACUAUUUGAUCGCGAACGCAAUGAAGGCGUGGUCAGUGUUCCAGCGUUCUUGCUCAGUCGCCGAAUUGCCCGAUUUCCGCUUGAGGAUCUACCUGUGCCGCUUCUAUUCUCCAUUAUCUUUUAUUUCAUGGUAGGCUAUCGUCUUGAGGCGGCAAAAUUCUUCAUUUUCUUCUUCCUCGCCCUACUCACACACUACAUUGCCGUCACCUUUGCAGCAGUGGCAGUUAGCCUGACAAGGAACUUUUCCGGUGCCACCCUGGUUGCUAAUUUAUCUUUCACCGUGCAAUCAUUUGCCUGCGGGUACUUUGUUCAAGCGAAUCAGAUACCAGUAUAUGUGAGGUGGCUCAAGUGGUGUGCAUACACAUUUUACGUGUUUGGAGCACUGUGUGCAAAUGAGUUCAUUGGACUUGAUGAUUCUGACCUGGGCCAGUUCUAUGACUGCCCAUAUUCCCAGGACCCGCUUGAUCCAGCUUGCAAAGAGUACACCGGACGAUACAUCAUGAACAGUCUGGGAAUGCCAAAUAAUUGGAUAUGGCGACCCAUCGUGGUGCUUAUUGCAUUCGUGAUAGCUCACUAUUUUCUGGCUGGCUUGAUACUGCAGUAUAAUCGCUUCGAGAUUGACAUUGCGCAGGCUCGAAAGACAGACGUAAAUCCCGGGAAGGCCAAACUAGCGAUUCGCCCAACUGAAGAAGUGCGGAGACUGGCCAUUUCACUGGAUCGGUAUGCUUUGGAGAUUCGAAAGCGUAGAUAUCCCUGGCAAGAAACUCAAGUCUUGAGGAUUUUGAAGCCUAUCACUGCCGCGUUUCAUCCAGGAGAGUUGAAUAUUAUCAUGGGACCAUCGGGGAGUGGCAAGACAUCGUUACUCAAUUCAAUAGCGUGUCGAUUGCAAGGGUCUAUCGAAACUCAUUAUCAUGUCCAUGGCCGAAUGCUCUACAAUGGGGCCGUACCAUCGGACACCGUGAUUCGCUCCGUGACCUCCUUCGUCACACAGGACGACGAUGCAUUGAUGCCAUCUCUGACCGUUCGAGAGAGCUUGAGAUUUGCAGCAGGGUUGCGGUUGCCUAUCUGGAUGACACGAGAAGAAAAGAACCGACGAGCGGAGGAGGUCUUGAUUAAAAUGGGACUCAAAGAAUGCGCUGACAACUUAAUCGGCGGUGAACUCGUCAAAGGCAUUAGCGGAGGAGAGAAGCGCCGAGUUACGAUCGCCAUCCAGAUCCUCACGGACCCGAAGGUGUUGCUGCUUGAUGAACCAACAUCAGGUCUGGAUGCCUUUACGGCCAUGUCCAUCAUCGAGGUCUUACAUGGUCUCGCAGCCGAGGGUCGAACACUGAUCAUGACCAUUCACCAGUCGCGCUCCGAUCUUGUCAGUCAUUUUUCCCAGGUCUUGCUUCUAGCGCGAGGCGGAUACCCUGUAUACGCCGGACCGGGGCAACAAAUGCUUCCACACUUUGCAGGGCUGGGAUACAACUGCCCGCAGACGACCAAUCCAGCGGAUUUUGUCCUGGACCUCAUUACGGUUGAUCUUCAGCAGGCAGACCGGGAGGCCGUCACUCGCGAGCGCGUUCAGAAGUUGAUCUCUUGCUGGUCCGAUGCGGCCCUGGCGCUUGACUCUACAUCCCACAUUGCAACACCAGCCGAGCUUGUUUUGGGGAUUGCCAUUGUCAUGGCCUUGUUCUUUGCGCCGCUCAAGAAUGAUUAUGCUGCAGUGCAAUCACGGAUGGGAUUUGUCCAAGAGGUUUCGGCGCUGUACUUUGUUGGAAUGCUCCAAAACAUCGCCAUCUACCCGAACGAGCGUGAUGUCUUUUACCGUGAAGAACUCGACAACUGCUACUCAGCGGAAACAUUCAUUCUCUCCUACACGGUCAUAGAAAUCCCCUUCGAGAUCGCUUCUGCGCUUGUGUUUGGCGUGCUCGCAGCCUAUGCAGACAAUCUGAAGCGCACGGUGACGAUGUUUCUCGUUGGUGCCUUCAACUGCUUCUGCGUGAUCAGCUGCGGUGAAUCGCUAGGGAUUAUGUUUUGCACACUAUUCUCCCAUGUCGGUUUCGCAGUCAAUGUGACAUCCACUCUGUUAUCCCUCGCGUGCACCCUCGCCGGCGUUAUGAGCUUGAAUGUCAAUGAGGCGUUGGAAGGAUUCAACUAUCUCUCGCCGGUCAAAUAUUGCGUUGCCAACAUGGCACAUUAUUCCCUUCAAGGGCAACAUUUUGACUGCUCGGCCGCGGAGAGACUUGCGGACGGGAACUGUCCCAUCACUACCGGCGAACAGGUGCUAAAGCUCUACAAUUUGGACAAGAAUGGACCGAUGAAUAUUAUGGCUCUUGGAGUUUGCACGAUUAUCUACCGAUUUAUCGCGUAUGCGUUCUUGAAGGCAAUGCGAUCCCACCGUGUGAUGGAGACAUGGCGCGAGUGGCGCCUUUCUCGAAAGAAUCAUUCCCAGCAGAGCGGAUGA